Molecule: messenger RNA, 2073 nt
Organism: Lactuca virosa
Lineage: Eukaryota; Viridiplantae; Streptophyta; Magnoliopsida; Asterales; Asteraceae
Source: the annotation of a GenBank genome assembly
AUGAGUUAUGAUGAUGAAUCUAGCAGUAUGACUAUCAAAACUGAUGAUGUGGGACCUUGGUCGUAUCUCAACCAUGAUGUGCUUUCGUUAGUUAUGAUGAAACUGGGAGUUGUUGAUUUUGUUGCAUUCAGUGGAGUUUGCAAGUCAUGGAGAUCUGUAGCACUCGGUAACUGGAGAAGAUUUAUGGUUUCCAAACCACCAAUGCUGAUGAAUAUCUCUGAUAGUGUUAAUAAGGAUUGGCAAUUCUGCCUAGAGGACCAUGAACGAAGAAAGUUCAAAACCACACUAACGCAUUCUACUGGAAUGUGCAAUUGUGGAUUUACUUGUGGUUACUUGAUCUUGUUGAGGAUUAAAACCAAUAAGGACUUCUGGCUUGUGAAUCCAAUCACUAGACAUGAACUUUUUUUCCCUCCUGCCCCUUGGGAGUUUAAUUAUGUAUUAGGCUUCACUUCCGUUCUUGUAUUUUCACCUUCAAUAUCUAAAUUGGUGUUUGUUAUCUUAGCCAAGGAGCAAAUAUGCUUUUCUAUAGCGGAUGAGGGAGCAUGGAAUUGUGUCUCCACUUUUGACUUUCAGUUUUAUAAGGAUCUACAUGUUUUUAAGGGGAAGAUAUAUACUUUAAACUAUAAGAAUUAUCAUUUAUGUGAACUCACACUCAAUCUUGAGCCCAAAGUGACGUUACUCAAAACCAAGCAUCUUGUGUUAGAUAAGGAUCUAUUUUUCCCGCAGCUUGGAAGUUGUGGUGAAAACCUUUAUAUGAUGGAUUGCUCAAUAUGUGAUGAUGUGAUCAAUGUUUAUAAACUAGACUUUGGUGAAAUGGAAUGGGUGCCUUUUCAAGAUACAGGAGAGGAACAUGGUUUCUUUGUGGGCUACGUUUUUGAUCAUAUUGAUGCUGUAAAACCAGAGUUGUGGGCUGACCCUUGGUCACACUACCCAAGAUAUGAUGUUGGUAAUGGAGGUGGACAUGGUAGAUAUUUUCCUGAAACACACGAACUCCCAAAACAUUCGUGCGGUAUUCGCUAUUCCCUUUUGCCACGCUAUCUCACCCUCACCCUGGAUCUUUUGAUUCUCUUUCAAAUCGGAGUUUAUUUGAUCGGGCGUCAGUCAGGAAUGGAUAUGACAAGGAGAGAGACUAGAAACCAUAAUGAUGAUGAUGCAUCUAACAGCAAGACUAUCAAGACUGAUGAUGUGCGAUUUUGGUCAUACCUCAAUCAUGACAUGCUUUUAUUAGUUAUGAUGAAACUGGGGGUCAUCGAUUUUGUUGCUUUUAGUGGUGUCUGCAAGUCAUGGAGAUCAGUAGCACUCAGUAACAGGAAAAGUUUUAUGGCAUCCAAACCACCAAUGCUGAUGAAUAUCUCUGAUAGUAUUAAUAAGGAUUGGCAAUGCUGCCUAGAGGACCAUGAACGAAGAAAGUUCAAAACCACACUAACGCAUUCUGCUGGAAUGUACUGUUGUGGAUUUACUUGUGGCAUUGCUUCUGUCCUUGUAUUUUCACCUUCAAUAUCUAAAUUGGUGUUUGUUAUGUUAGCCAAGAAGCAAAUAUGGUUUUCUAUAGAGGAUGAGGGAGCAUGGAAUUGUGUCUCCACUUUCGACUUCACCUUUUAUAAGGAUUUACAUGUUUCUAAGGGGAAGAUAUAUACUUUAAACUAUAAGAAUUAUCAUUUAUGUGAACUCACAUUCAAUCCUGAGCUCAGAGUGACAGUGACAAUACUGGAAACCAACAAUCUUCUGUAUGAUCGGAACAUAUUUUCCCUGCAACUUGUAUGUUGUGGUGAAAACCUUUACAUGUUUUUGAAGGAAGGAUUAUUCAAAGACGACUUCAAUGUUUAUAAACUAGACUUUGGUGAAAUGGAAUGGGUGCCUUUUCAAGAUACAGGAAACAAACAUGGUUUCUUUAUCAGCCAAGCGGGUCAUAGUGCUGCUGUGAAACCAGAGUUGUGGGCUGAGCCUUGGUCACAGUACCCGAGAAAUUAUGUUGCUAAUGAAGGUGGACAUGUCAGGGUUUUUCCUGCAAACGACGGGUGGUAUUUCCCUCAUGAAUGUUUGAAUGUCAAUCUCUUAGAUGAGUCAUCAUGA